Molecule: messenger RNA, 813 nt
Organism: Plasmodium falciparum 3D7
Lineage: Eukaryota; Apicomplexa; Aconoidasida; Haemosporida; Plasmodiidae
Exons: 1
Coding region: 1-813 (270 amino acids)
Source: RefSeq, a predicted model, not a curated record
AUGUAUGUAAUAAAAAUAUAUCAUAUUAUAAUAUUUUAUGUUUGUCUUCAUAAUUUUUUAAAGACAUCAUUAAAUAUAGAUUAUGAAAAGGAUGUAGAAUGUAGCUUGUAUUUAAUAAAUAAAACUAAUUAUAAUAAAUUUUAUAUAAAAGAAAAACGAGAAUUAGGUGAAAGGGAAAGUUCACAAUAUUUACAAAAUUUACAAAAUUUACAAAAUUCACCAAAUUUACAAAAUUUACAUAUUUCAAAAUUUUCAAGGAAACGUACAUUUGAUUCUUCUUUAACGCUUGAUGAAUUAUAUGAGCUGAAAAAUAUAAUAUUUUUUGAAAGACGAAUUCUUGAUGAUUUGGUAGUUGAUGUUCAAAAUAGUAUUGAUGAUGGAAAGCAUAUAAUAUUUUUGAAAGAUUUUGUAAAAAAUAAAAUGCGUUUACAUAUUAGAUUAUAUGGAUUAAAUUAUUCAUUCAAUGGAAUAAAUAACAUGGGUAAUAAUUUAUUAAAUCAGAUGGAAGAAAUUAAUUCUAAUUUCCCAUUAACACAUGAAAGUGUUAAUAUAAUGUAUAUUUCUUAUAAAACCGAACUUGAUAUAUCAAUGGACCUUUUAGAUUGUGUGUUAAGACAAAGAGAUGAACAGAAAAGAAAUGAAUAUUUAUGUAAUAUGAAUGAUAUACGUUUAACAAUAUAUGUACGAUUUAAUUCUGAGGGUAUAAAUAUUAAAGAAGAAAUAAUAAAUAAAAUGAUAAUACGUAUAAAAGCGAGAAUUCAUCAUAUAAUUAUAUAUCAUGAAAAUUUACCAUCUUAUAGAUAUAGACAUUAA